CGAGGCCAGCCCGGGCCAGCCCCGCCUGCACACAGCACAGCACAGCACAGUCGCGCAGCCAUGGUCCGCGAGUCGACAGUCAGCAAGCCGAGCGCGGCCUCCUGCGCGAUGUCACCAGCACGACGCCGUGGACGGGGAGGCGCGGCUGUCGCCAUCCUGGCGCUGCCGGCACUGCUGCUGAUGCUGCUGCUGCUCCUGCUGGCGGUGCGCGAUGUGCACGCCGCGGCCAGGAUCUUCGAGGACGACGCCCUCCUCGGCACCGACCUCACCGCCACCGACGUCAAGGAGGUCCGCGACAACCGGGUGCGGCCCGACACCGGCCCCGAGGUCCCCCGCAUCGACUCCGAGCUGCUCCUGGUGCACGUGCUCUUCCGGCACGGAGACCGCACCCCGGACCCGCCCUCGUACCCGAACGACCCGUACGCCAACUUCACGUACGAGCCGGUCGGCCUGGGCGCCCUCACCCCCGUCGGCAAGCGCACCGAGUACCGCAUCGGGCGCUUCCUCCGCCACCGCUACGGCGACUUCCUGGGCGGCUACCGGGCCGGGCUCAUGGCGGCGCGCACCACGGACUGGCCCCGCACCAAGGACUCCAUGGCGCUGGUGCUGGCGGGGCUGUUCCCGCCGUCCAAGCACGACGAGUGGGCCGGCGCGGACGGCGGCGACGCCCUCGGCCGCAUGUGGAUGCCCAUCGCGUCCGAGAGCACGCCCCGCGACCAGGACAAGCUGCUGUACAUGUGGGACGUGCCGUGCCCGGCCUACGACGCGCAGUUCCAGGCCGUGCUGCAGUCGCCCUCCUUCCAGAAGCAAUUCCGCACGGCCAACGCCGCGCUCAUCAGCUACCUCGAGAAGUACUCGGGCGCCAAGAUCACCACCCCGGAGGACGUGUACAACAUCUACCAGGCGCUGCUCGCGCAGAACGGAUUCAACCUGACGCUGCCCAGCUGGACCAGCGAGGUCUUCCCGGACAAGAUGAAGCCCCUCACGGCCAUGUUCUUCGAGCUGGACGCGUACAACAGGCAGAUGCAGCGCCUGCGGGCAGGUCCGCUGCUCAAGCGCAUGCUGCGCCACUCGGUGGCCAAGUCGCGCAGCCUGCUGCGUCCGGCCGAGCGCAAGCUCUACAUGUACGCCGUGCACGACAACAACGUGUCGGCCAUGCUGCGCGCGCUGCAGGUCUGGGACAACACGCUGCCGCCGUACGGCAUGGCCGUCAUCCUGGAGGUGCGGCGGCGCGCCGGCCAGGUCGGCAUCCAGAUGUACAUGAGGAACUCCACCACGACGGACGACGUGCACCCGCUGACCAUGCCCGAGUGCGAGCACUUCUGCCCGCUGCACCGGUUCAUCCAGCUGACGGCGGACGUCAUCCCCGACAACUGGGACGCGGAGUGCCGGGGCGAGUGAGGGCCGGCUGCGCAGUGAUCGGCGGAGACCGGGACCUCUUCUCAAUCUCGCUGGGAGCCCGCCGCGCGGCGCUCGCCAUGCGGCGGGAUGCCAUCGAGUCGGCGGCCGCCUCGGGGUUCGCGCGGAGGACGAGCUGGCCUCGUCCCGCGCGCCAAACCGUAAGAUUAAUAAUUAUUACUCUAUCGGCUGUGAGGCCACUCUUUUGGGGACAAAGAGUGGUCGAGUAUUCUCACAUACUCUGUCGAAAAAAAUCCGACGUUUGUGGAAAAGGAAUCUUAAAGGCAUUUGAGAGACGGCGAAACCAC
This is a messenger RNA of Frankliniella occidentalis (western flower thrips), 1706 nucleotides long. Its product is annotated as venom acid phosphatase Acph-1. Bases 61 to 1401 code for a protein of 446 amino acids. The record is from RefSeq and is a predicted model, not a curated record. The transcript is spliced from 6 exons. NCBI's taxonomy places the organism in Eukaryota, Metazoa, Arthropoda, Insecta, Thysanoptera, Thripidae. Gene Ontology annotation, molecular function: phosphatase activity. Gene Ontology annotation, biological process: dephosphorylation.